ACUGAAAAUAGUCUAGAACAUUACAGUGCGUUCGCGUGUUUUCCAAUGUGUAGUGAUGUCACUACACGCCGCCCCUGCCGUGUGGCUUUGACUAUAGUGCAAUGAUGACAGGGUGCUAUGUGUUGUGGUUGUUCGAAAGAUCACGAACAAUUCAGGGGGGAGAAAUCUAAGAGCAAAGCUCACAUUUUAUUAGGAUCGCACCCACGUAACGUUACAGUCUGGCCAGGGCUAGCAGCAGUUAGCAACAGGACAGCACUGAACGUGCCUGGACACAGUGGACAGUGGCUACCUUGAGCUGGAAUCAGAUCCAGGUGGUGGUGGUGGGGGCUUGGGGCGAUGCUGUGCUGGGGGAACGCCUCCUAUGGCCAGCUGGGCCUGGGCGGUAUUGAGGAGGAGAUAGUGGUGGAGCCACGCAGCUGCGACUUCUUCUCGGGGAAGCGGUUGUCUGGUGUGGGCUGUGGCCACAGACACACGGCCUUCCUGCUGGAUGACGGCACGGUGUACACCUGUGGCUGCAAUGACCUCGGCCAACUGGGCCACGAGAAGCCCCGCAAGAAACCAGAACAGGUUGUGGCCCUAGAUGCUCAGAUCAUCGUGGCGCUGUCAUGCGGUGAGGCCCACACUCUCGCUCUCAAUGACAAGGGACAGGUCUUUGCCUGGGGACUGGCGUCAGACGGCCAACUGGGCUUUGUCAACUCUGAAGAAUCUAUCCGCGUACCAAGAAACAUCAAGAGUUUAUCAGAUGUCUGCAUUACGCAGGUAGCCUGUGGAUACCGGCAUUCUCUUGCCCUUGCCAAAGGAGGCCAGGUCUUCUCCUGGGGCCAGAACAAGUACGGGCAACUGGGCCUGGGUAUGGUGGGGCCGUCUGUCUCAUCCCCCCAGGUCAUCCAGUCCCUGCUGGGUGUCCCCUUCACCCACAUUGACGCUGGAGGGGCGCACAGCUUUGCCCUCUCGUUCUCUGGGGCAGUAUUUGGUUGGGGCCGCAACAAGUUUGGCCAACUAGGACUGAAUGACACUAAUGACCGGUAUUUUCCGGCUCUGUUAAAGACACUGCGGUCCCAGAGAGUGGUGUACAUCUGCUGUGGAGAGGACCACACUGCCGCACUUACAAAGGAGGGAGGGGUGUUCACCUUUGGAGCAGGAGGAUAUGGGCAGCUAGGCCACAACAGCACCAGCCAUGAGAUCAAUCCCCGCAAGGUGUUCGAGCUCAUGGGAAAUGUAGUCACACAAAUCGCUUGUGGCAGACAGCACACAUUGGCCUUCAUCUCCACCUCAGGGAAGAUCAACUCCUUUGGGCUGGGGGGCAACGGGCAGCUAGGGACGCGCUCCACUUGUAACAGGAAGAGCCCUGCGCUGGUCAAGGGCCCCUGGAAGGCCCUCAACGGCCCCGACCCAGACGACAUGCACUCCGGCCCUGAGCAUGGACACUAUGUGAAGCGGAUCUUUGCCGGAGGGGACCAGAGUUUUUCCCACUUUAGUACAGACCAGGUGCGUCCCUGGUGGAGAGUGCAUGACAAUCAGAACGACCUUGCCCCAGACGAUUUCCGAGUGCCUGAUCCUCGAGGUCACAUUCACGUGCUGAAUGCCAACCUCAUCCAGAAGUGGCUGAGCCAUGCGCAUGGACGACUGCCACCUGAAAUCUCGAAUGAGAUUGAUGUUGUGUUCUCCUCAGCGAGUUGCCUCAAUGGGAGCUUCUUGUCAAAAAGCCACCCAGACCACUACAACACCAGUAGUAAGUGCUCAGGGGUGGAUAUGAACACUGCUCGCGUACUUUUGCACAGAGUGAUCCAACCAGACUAUCCACAGAUCUCACAGCUGGUAUGCAGGAGUCUGGAGAAGAUCCUGGCCCCUAGACUCAUCUCCGCUCCCCCGGACAUCGAGGCCCUGAGGCUCUAUGUCACGCUGCCCGAGUGCCCUCUACUCCACAACCCCAGCAACUACGCAUCACUGACCAUCCCCCUGGCCAGUGCCACCGUGAGCCUGAAGGAGGCCGCCCACACAGUUCUCUGUAACUGGUGGUGUCAGCUGGAGCCACCCAUGUUCCAGCGCAGGGUGGAGCUGUAUAAGGAGGUGGUGCUGUACCUGCUGGGCAUGCAGAAGGCGGGGCGGCCCCCGGCUGAGCUGAAGGUGCUCACCUGCUUCCUGCACCAUUCGCUCAAGCUCCUUGGCCUCCUGCACGCCGUUAACGAGACAGCCGGACAAAUCAUCCAGUAUGACAAGUUCUACAUCCACGAACUGGAUGAGCUCAUCGACAUCCGGAAUGACUACAUCAACUGGAUCCAGCAGCAGGUGUACUCCUCUCAUGGAGACAGCUUCCCCGUGACGAUGUGCAAAUACCCGUUUGUGUUCGACGCUCAGGCCAAGACCACUCUCUUACAGACAGACGCUGUCAUCCAAAUGCAGAUAGCCGUAGACCAGGCGCAGCGGCAGAACUUUAGCUCCCUCUUCCUCCCUGUAGUGGAGUCGGUGAACCCCUGCCUCAUUCUCAUCGUGCGCCGUGAGAACAUCGUGGGCGACGCCAUGGAGGUGCUGAGGAAGUCCAAAAACGUUGACUACAAGAAGCCCCUCAAGGUGAUCUUUGUAGGGGAGGAGGCGGUGGAUGCUGGAGGUGUGAGGAAGGAGUUUUUCCUCCUCAUCAUGAGGGAGCUGCUGGACCCCAGAUACGGAAUGUUCCGCUACCACGAGGAAUCCCGCCUUAUCUGGUUCGCCAACAAGACGUUUGAAGACAUCGACCUGUUCCACCUGAUCGGGGCCAUCUGUGGGCUGGCUAUUUAUAACCUGACCAUAGUAGAGCUCAACUUCCCCUUGGUGCUCUACAAGAAGCUGCUCCAGAGGCUCCCCACCCUGGACGACUUGAAAGAGAUGAUGCCCGAUGUGGCGAGGAGUCUGCAGCAGCUGCUCGACUACACUGAGGAUGACAUUGAGGACACCUUCUGUCUCAACUUCACAGUCACAGAGGACAACUAUGGAGCAACAGAGGUGUUGGAGUUAAUCCCUAAUGGAGCCGAUAUAAAUGUGAAUAAGUCCAACAGACAGGAGUUUGUGAACGCGUAUGUGGACUACAUCUUCAAUAAGUCUGUGGCGCCGUUGUUUGAAGCUUUCGCUGCUGGGUUCCACAAAGUCUGUGGUGGCAAGGUGCUGCUUCUGUUCCAGCCCAGCGAGCUUCAGGCUAUGGUCAUCGGGAACACUAACUAUGACUGGAAAGAGCUAGAGAAGAACACAGAGUAUAGAGGGGAGUAUUGGGCUGAUAAUCCCACCAUCAAGGCCUUCUGGGAAGUUUUUCAUGAGCUCUCUUUGGAGAAGAAGAAGCUAUUUCUUUUGUUCCUCACAGGAAGUGACCGUAUCCCCAUCCUGGGCAUGAGGAGCUUGAAGCUGGUGAUCCAGCCCACAGGCGGAGGCGAGCAGUACCUGCCCGUGGCCCACACCUGCUUCAAUCUGCUGGACCUGCCCAAGUACACAAGCGCAGAGACGCUGCGCAGCAAACUGCUGGAGGCCAUUGAGCACAACCAGGGCUUCAACCUGGCCUGACAGGCCUGCGUGGGAGCCCUCGCUCCCAGCCUCAGAACACAGAGCUCAAGCCCAGGAUGGAGCUCUCUCCUCCCUUUUACCUCAUGCAGUUUUGAGCCUAAUCGGAGGGAUGGAAUGGAGAAAUACGAAAUCUGGAGGAAAUCCGCAGAAACAAACACUCUGGUUUGUUUUGUUUAUUAAGGAGAGAUCAAUUUGUUUGAUUCAGUAAGUCUGGAACACUACGUCAAGACUACAGCACUGUUCCAUGGACACAUGUAAGAGAACAUAGCCUUACCACACGGCUUCAUAUGAAAGGAAUAUGGACCCGCAUCAAAGUUCCGUUACAAUAUUCAGUAUAAUAGGUUCUUCUUUUUAAUAAUAUUGAUUGAUUUUAGUUAAUAACUAGCAUUUGGGGGGUUGGCACUGAUGAAUAGAUUGAAGGCACACUGAUUGCCAUCUUUUCAAACUGAUGGUAUUUUUUUGUUGUCGUUUUGCAUUAUGAAGCCAAAGCAUCCGCAAAAGUAGCUAAGCAUCCUUCGUCUUCUUCUUAAGCCGUUCAUUUUGGUCUCAUUUCAUCAGCCCAACACCAGUCAUCUCAUUUUGGAGGUACUUGAGAAAGCCUGCCUGUUCCAGUCUUAACUCACAACCAACAUGUCGACCAAGAAGAACAAGAGGAUGUCUCCAGAAUGUCGUGGUGUUGGAAUCUUAGUCAAUUAACCCGAUUAAAUAUGUCAUGACCUCUGGUGAAAUCGUUCUGUGCAUGAUGCACAUGCUGGCUUCGCUUUUACGAAUCCUGUGUUUUUACUUUGAAAGAGAGAAUCGCAUUACUGCUGAAUGAGUGUAACCCACUGUUGGAGCCACAUGUCGGUGAGAAGAUAUGUGUGAUUCUAGAUGCUGGGUUUUUACACUUGGCUGUGAGCUAGGUACUAGGUACUUGUACUAGGUACAAAUCAACACCUUUGCAGCCAUGAGGAGUGUGUUGAUUUUGCAGGUUGUUGGAGUGGUAUACGAUGCAAAAUGCUGAAAGCGAUCAUUUUAGCCUCAUGGGAAAUAAAGUUUGCUGGCCUUCUCCAUAAACAGCUAUUCCAUAUUUUA
Molecule: messenger RNA, 4602 nt
Organism: Clupea harengus (Atlantic herring)
Lineage: Eukaryota; Metazoa; Chordata; Actinopteri; Clupeiformes; Clupeidae
Gene: herc4
Product: HECT and RLD domain containing E3 ubiquitin protein ligase 4
Biological process (GO): protein ubiquitination; ubiquitin-dependent protein catabolic process
Cellular component (GO): cytoplasm
Molecular function (GO): ubiquitin protein ligase activity
Source: RefSeq, a predicted model, not a curated record